AUGCCGCCAAAGAAGAGAGCCCCCGUCUACGUGCUGGGCGUGGGCAUGACCAAGUUCAUCAAGCCCCGAGGCAAGGUCGACUACACGGAGCUGGGCUUUGAGGCGGGCGUCAAGGCCAUGCUCGACGCGCAAAUCAGCUACGACGACGUCGAGCAAGGGUUUGCCUGCUACUGCUACGGCGACUCGACCUGCGGCCAGCGCGUCUUUUACCAGUUUGGCAUGACCCAGAUCCCCAUUGUCAAUGUCAACAACAACUGCUCGACCGGCUCCACCGGCCUGGCCCUCGGCCGCAUGGCGGUUGCCCACGGCGGCGCCGACUGCGUCCUCGUCGUCGGCUUCGAGAAGAUGAUGCGCGGCAGUCUCCAGAGCUUCUUCAAUGACCGCGAGAACCCCACUGGCACCACGGCCAAGAUGAUGGCUGCGACACGGGGUGUGACCAACGCCCCCGGCGCCGCUCAAAUGUUUGGCAAUGCCGGCCGGGAGUACAUGGAGAAAUACGGCGCCAAGGCCGAGGACUUUGCCGAGAUUGGCAGAAUUAACCAUGAACACUCCAUCCGCAACCCAUACUCGCAGUUCCAAGAUGUUUACAGUUUGGAGCAGAUUCAGAAAGCACCCAUGAUCCACGAACCUCUCACCAAGCUUCAAUGCUGCCCUACCUCGGACGGUGGUGCAGCCGCGGUUCUUGUAUCUCAGGACUUCCUGGAUGCCCGACCUCAUUUGAAGGAUCAAGCCAUUCUCAUUGCCGGUCAGACCCUGGCUACAGACGCGCCGAGUCUCUUCUCCAAGAGCUCUAUUGACUUGAUGGGCUACGAGAUGACCCAAUACGCAGCCAAGACGGCCAUGGCCGAGGCGGGCAUCAAGCCCAGCGACGUCCAGGUCUGCGAGCUGCACGACUGCUUCUCGGCCAACGAGAUGAUCACCAUUGACGCGCUGGGUCUGAGCGAAAAGGGCAAGGCGCACGAGAUGGUGCGCCGGGGCGACAUCACCUACGGGGGCAAGAUGGUCAUCAACCCGUCGGGCGGUCUCAUCUCCAAGGGCCACCCGCUGGGCGCCACGGGCAUUGCGCAGUGCGCCGAGCUGGUCUGGCACCUGCGCGGCUGGGCCAACAACCGCGCGGUGCCGCACACAAAGUGGGCGCUGCAGCACAACCUGGGCCUCGGCGGCGCCGUCGUCGUCACCGUCUACUGCCGCCCCGACCGGAGCGAGGCGCCCAAGAUUGACUCGGCCGCCAUCGGCAAGGCCAACAAGCUCGGCUACAACCCGGCCGUCGAGGCCAAGGGCUUCACUGCGGCGCAGGCCACGGCCGUCCGCAGCAAGAACAGGUCGAGCGACUGGGCGCUGCAGGACACCGAGCAGAAGGUUGAGGCGAGAUUCUAG
This is a messenger RNA of Pestalotiopsis fici W106-1, 1377 nucleotides long. RefSeq names its product Non-specific lipid-transfer protein. Lineage: Eukaryota; Fungi; Ascomycota; Sordariomycetes; Amphisphaeriales; Sporocadaceae. Gene Ontology annotation, molecular function: acyltransferase activity, transferring groups other than amino-acyl groups. The record is from RefSeq and is a predicted model, not a curated record. Bases 1 to 1377 code for a protein of 458 amino acids. The transcript has 2 exons.